UUCACUGUGUGUAGGUACCAAAAAACAUUUAAAAGAGAUAAAACUUUACUCUGUAAAGCCUUAGAAAUUGUUCUUGGUGAAUGGUUGGUUGCAAUGAAGGUAAAAAAAAAAUUGAAUUUAAAAAAAGAAGUCCAAAUGGAAGUUUGCAUAUUUUGUUUUGACCUAAUCAAUUUUAAAUUCGGUUUGAAGCUGACGUUUGUAAGGGUAGUCGCUAUAAAUAAAAACAAGUUUUAAUCUAAUUAGCACGUAUUUUUAAAAUAAUGGGAGAUGAAGGUGGACCAGAAUCUGCUGAGGAGCCUGGUGAACCAGUUCCAGCUCUCUCAAUUAUGGACCCUGGCGAAGGACACAUUGAGGACGUUUCGCAUACCACAGGAAAAUUAGAUGAUAUUUCAAGGAGAUUAUCCAGAAAGCAGUCUGUUUAUCCUGUGAAGCCUGGCACUUCCGCCGAAAUUAUUGACAUAGACAGAACUGCCUUGGAAGCAAUUCUGGAUGUCAGUUCCCGUAUUCAGGAUAUUCAGAAGAAAAGUAAAGUAUCCAUGAGCACUUUGGGUCUAGCUCAUGAGUCUUACAAGGACAAACAAGCUAAAGCGAAGGAGGCCCGAAAUAAUAGAAUAGGAGGACUAAAGUCUCAAAAUAGAUUUUUAUUGGAAAAUGGCGCUACAGUAUUAAAUAGAACGCUUGAAUAUGUUCUGGAAGGCGUUUAUGAUGCUGAUGUCCAUAUAGAUAUUUUGGAUAGCUCAUUAGCUGAUGGUGGUAGGAGUUGUUUUGUACUGUGUGAUGCAUCACUACCGCCUUUAAAAAUGGAGUCGGGACGAUUUGUUCCUAACCAGAAAGGGAAAAUGGACAGGACGUACAUAUCUGAUGCAACGACUAUAGGAACUGAGGGCAUGUGCGUUGCAUUUUACAGGAUCAAAAAUAAGGCUGUUGACAUGAAAUCUGUGGCAGAUGACUAUUUCUUUGCGGUAUUUGACAUAAAUCAAGAGAAUGAGAACGUCGUCUCUGGGAUAUUCAAAACCUUACAACGCGUUCAUGUACCAGCAAUAAAGGCUUGCCAAGCUUGGGGAGACUUGAACCCUCCUAAUCCUAAAAGCGCUGACAUUAUCAAGUCUUACAUAUCGAAGAUUAUGCUGUUUCUUGAUUAUCUGGCUAAAACGAAGGUUGAUUUAGACUGUUGCACAAAAUUUAAAAUAAAUCUAACCUUGUACGAAGAGGAAUUGGCUGACCAAGAUAAAAUGAAAGCCGCUAUUACUAAAACUCAUGUUUUGGAAGAAAUCUGUACUUAUGUUAAACAAUGGGUUAAGCAAAUAAUGAUGGUGCUAGUCCAAAGUCAGCAGCUACGUCGGGAGCCUUCGAACAUUGGCCCUCUAGCUGAGCUGGAUCAUUGGCGGCGACAGCUAACAACUUUCACAUCCAUCAUCGAGCAUAUCAAGAGCGAACCCUGUCAGAUGUACAUACACACACUUAUUAGAGCCAAGUCCAAACUGAUCAAGAAAUGGAGGUUGAUUGAUAAUCAAGUUACCGAUUAUUUCAACGAGGCAUUUGAUAAUGUGAAAUAUUUAUAUGCCUUGGAGAGAUAUUGCGAACCCCUUUAUAGGUGUGACCCGCUAACAAUGCAGCAGUAUAUACCCGGUUUAAUUUAUACGGUGCGGAUGAUAUUUGCCACGUCACGCUAUUAUAAUACCACUAAACAAAUCUCAACACUUCUCGUCAAAGUAACCAACCAGAUCCUUAACAUGUGUAUGGACUAUAUGACGAAUGGUGGCAAGAAGACUAUCUGGAAUCAAGACAAACUUAAUUUCAUUAAAAAAGCUAAGUUAUGCUUGAACCUCUACAGCUUUUAUCGAGAAUGUUACAACGAAACUCAGUUGGAAAUGAUGGAGGCGGCAGACGAGCGACCAUUUGAUUGCUCUGAAAUGUACAUUUUUGGGAAAUUCGAAACCUUCCGGAAACGAUUAUUAAAGGUUGUUGAUUUAUUCCAAACGUAUAUAACGUACUAUGUGUUAAAUAAAACAACUCUGGAAGGAGUUGAGGAGUUCGCUGUGAAUUUCAACAAAUUAUUUAAAAUUAUAUCAACAAAAACUUAUGAUGCUUUGGAUCACAGGCGACCAGAUUUCGAUAAAGAUUAUAAAACCUAUAAAGACAACGUCGCAACUCAAGAACUACUUUUAGAAAAUUUUAUGAUAGCGAGUGUAAAUAAAUGUCCCACCACCGAGAUAGCUCUACAUCUUUUAGAAAGAUUCAAGAAGCUGAAACUAGAUUGUUUAUACCUGGAGGAUCAGUAUUAUGACUUGAUUAGCAAGUAUACAGGAGAGAUUGAAUCUAUUCGUGAUAGGUAUAAUGAAGAAAGAGAAAAUCCAGAACUACCAAGAAAUAUGCCUCCUGUGUCUGGUAGAGUAAUGUGGAUACGAUUUUAUGAUAAAAACAUAAAGUAUCCGAUGCAGGAAUUCAUGCAACACAAGGAGGUCAUCACUCACAUGAAUACUCAGCGAUGUAUCAAACUAUUUAACGUGAUGUAUAUAGUGUUUACGGAAUUUGAAUACAUUUAUCAUCGUGCUUGGACAGAAAAUGUGGGCCAGGUGAGGUUGGGUCUAAUAUCUCCGCUCUUAAUUCGCCAUCCAGUCACAAACAAAUAUAUAGUAAACUUCAACAUUUACAUACCUGAGUGUAUUCGAGAGGUGGAAUAUAUGUGGCAGUUAAAUCUAUAUGUACCAGAUACCGCCCAAAUUGUUGCUUUUUGCAAAGAGAAAAUAUAUGGAGACUACGAAAGACUGUUAUAUUUGGUCGAACGCAACGACCAGAUCAGAAGGAGUAUGCCAAAAUUAUACUUGCCAUUGCUUCGUGCACAAUUAGUGAAGUUAGAUAACGCGUUCCAACCAGGUCUCUCUAGUAUAACCUGGACAUCUUUAGAAAUACAACCAUACUGUGAUACCAUCGAACACGUUUUAGAUGAGGUGGACUUGUUUGUUAAGGAGGUAGUGGAUAUGAAAGAAGCGCGUAUCGAUGCAAUAUUACAGUCGAUAUCAAAAACGUUGCUUGUGUAUUUACCAGAAAUAGCUGUCGAUCCUAAUUCAUUUUACGAAGACAACCUAAUAAGACGCGAUGAAAUAGCAAUGGAUUUGCAACAAAAAUCAUUUAAUGCGGAAAUAGCUGUAAUUGAACUGAUAAACAAGUUCUUGGGUAGCGUGCCUUCCCAACCGAUUCGGGACCUCGUGGAUAACUGGUUAGACAUCGAAAAGGCACUAAAGCAAGUGACUUCGGCUACGCGGGUAUUUCCUGAAGAUGCGGCUUUUAUGGAAAUCGAAAAUCCAGAUAGAUAUGAACCAAUGCAUGCAAUUAAUGAAUGCAAUGAAUUAUUUGCGUAUUUUGCCACAAAAUGCUUAGAAUCUUUGAUAAAAUGUACUAGGCAAAGUCUGGAUUUACUCCGAAAGCGGGCUUCUGUCUCAAGCUUUUUGACAAUGACAAAUGAUCCAGAAGAGCAAAAGAAGUUGAAGCCGCUCAUGUUCACUAUGAUGUACGUAGAAAUUCCGAGGAUUUUAAUCAAACCCUCUUUAGAUGAGAUUCAGAGCGCUUUUUCACAGGUGGUGCUAAAUUGUAUAAUGGACAUUCACCGUAGCGUGUUCAUGUGGGGACAACAGGACAUGAUCAAGAAAGAGGGACUGAAAGGCAAAUCAUUUUCGAUUACUAGGACAGUAAGCUCUGGUUCCAGAUCUACUUCCAAUUUCCUUGGAGUCAGGACCUAUUUCCGAAUGGUUUCCGAGCAUAAAGAUAUUGUGCGAGCAGUCAUGGCUCUGCAGGGCAUGAUGUAUAUGUAUAAACCUGAUAUUGAAAAAUUGCUUAAUGUUUAUCAUCGAUUUGCCCCUUUAUGGGCGGAAGAUAGAGUACAACAAAUCCAAAGCUUUGUCGAUACAAAUCCGUUAAAUGUUAUAAUCGGAGAUAUGUUUAAGAAGUAUGAAAGUGAAACGGAUGAAGUUCUUAAUUUACCGAAAAGGCAUAUAAUUGGAUCCAUACAAAUAAACAUGGAUAACAUAACAUUGGCAUUGCAUAUUGAAUCCGUCGAAUGGAAGAGAAUACUAGGAAAACUUCUUAGUCAGGCCUACAAAGAAAGAGUUUUGAAAUUGAUGCAAUUUAUCAAGGAUCGCAUGAAGACUAUGAGUAAGAAAAUCAAAGACUUAGAUGAUGUUAGAGUAGCAAUGAUGUGCUUAGAAAUGAUACGAGACGAGUUUAUUGGAAUGGAUAUGGAGUUAGAUUUAAUUGAAGAGAGCUAUGCUUUGUUUAGUCAAUUUAACAUAGAUAUUCCAAAAGACGAUGCUGACAUGGUUUAUGGACUGCGAUAUACGUUUCAAAAUAUGUUACUAACAGCUCAACAAGUGCAACAACGUAUAGUGGAAAUGCAGGGUCCCCUGCAGCAAGAAUUAACCGAUGGUGUGUCAAACUUCUUAAAAGACGUGUUGAAGUUUGAUGCUGAUUACGAACAGUUUGGACCUAUGACACCCGGUCUUUCAGCUAGAGAAGCCAGUGAUAGAGUAAUUAUGUUCCAAUCACGAUUUGAUGAGUUAUGGCGGCGAUUUGAAAUGUAUUCCAAUGGCGAGAAAUUAUUUGGGAUGGAAGUUAAGGACUAUCCGAUUCUGCAUCAUAGAAAGAAGGAAUUUAAUCUACUAAGCAAGCUGUACAGUUUGUAUCUUGCUGUUAUGAAUUCAAUAGAUGGAUACUUUGAAACACCUUGGGUGGCUAUAGAUAUUGAACAAAUAGUAGCUCAAUUAGCUGAAUUUGAUUUAAGAUGUCGUAAGUUACCUAGGGGUAUGAAAGAUUGGCCAGCCUUUAUUGAUUUAAAGAAUAAGAUCGAUGACUUCAACCAAACGUGCCCUCUAUUAGAAUUGAUGGCAGAUAAAUCAAUGAAAGAUCGUCACUGGAGGAGACUUGAAAAAUUAAUGAAUUGCAUUUUGGACGUAGAGUCAGAAACAUUUACAUUAGCAAAUGUUAUGGAGGCUCCGUUAUUAAAAUACAAAGAAGACGUUGAAGAUAUUUGUAUAAGCGCUGUUAAAGAAAAGGACAUAGAAGCAAAAUUGAAACAGGUUAUAGCAGAUUGGGCAGUUGUGGACCUCACUUUCGCUCCAUUUAAGAAUCGUGGAGAACUUUUGAUUAAACCGCAAGAUACACUCGAUAUUAUAACGAUGCUAGAAGACUCUCUGAUGGUUCUAAACUCUUUAGCCUCCAAUAGGUAUAAUGCACCGUUUAAGAGGGACAUAUUGCUGUGGAUUAAUAAACUGGUGGGCACGACUGAUAUCCUAGAGAAGUGGUUACAAGUGCAAACUCUAUGGAUGUAUUUGGAAGCUGUUUUCGUUGGUGGCGAUAUCGCAAAGCAACUGCCUGCUGAGGCUAAGCGAUUUGCAACAAUUGAUAAGACUUAUGUCAAAAUCAUGUACCGUGCUCGGGAUAUCGUGAAUUGCGUGGAAGUGUGCGUUUCAGAUGAUACUUUAAAACAACUCCUCCCUCAUCUCAUAGAGCAGCUUGAAGCUUGCCAGAAGUCGCUCACUGGUUACUUGGAGACGAAACGGCUUAUCUUUCCAAGAUUUUUCUUCGUAUCAGAUCCGGUUCUGUUGGAAAUUCUUGGUCAAUCGUCAAAUCCGCAAUCUAUUCAGCCUCAUCUACCAAGCAUAUUCGAUGCAAUGUACACAGUUGACUUUGAUGAUAAAGAUCGAAUUAUAAAUAUGAACUCUGACAAUGGAGAAACUAUUCCGUUGGAUCGGCCCGUUAGUUGCAUUGGUGGAGUAGAGAUAUGGCUGAAUACGUUGCUGGAUACAAUGAAAGACACUGUAAGAAAUAUAAUUGCUAGUAUAGCUCAGGCUAUGGCUUCAGAUCCAGAAUUUGAAUUUUUGGUCAGUUUUUGGAACUUUCCGGGUCAGGCAAGUUUAUUGGGGAUGCAGAUACUUUGGACCAAUGAUGCUGAGUAUGCGUUAAAAAAAGCAAGAGCCGACCGUUUCAUUAUGAGACUGACAAAUCAAAAGAAUCUCGAUUUGCUGAAUGGACUUAUUGAUCAAACCGUAACUGACUUAGUGCCUUUAGACAGAACUAGAGUUGAAACUAUGAUUACUAUCCACGUGCAUCAAAGAGACAUUUUUGAUGAUCUGGUAAGAAUGAGGAUUAAGUCUCCAGGAGAUUUCGAAUGGCAAAAACAAGCGCGUUUCUAUUACUUUGAGGAUUCUGACGAUUGUGUCGUGUCGAUAACGGAUGUGGACUUUUUGUACCAGAAUGAAUAUCUGGGCAUAACUGAGCGUUUGGUAAUCACACCACUAACUGAUCGGUGCUACAUUACACUAUCGCAAGCUAUAGGGAUGAGCAUGGGAGGGGCACCAGCAGGGCCAGCUGGUACCGGUAAAACAGAAACAACGAAAGACAUGGGCCGCACGCUCGGCAAGCUGGUUAUUGUGUUCAACUGCUCUGAUCAGAUGGACUUUAGAGGUUUGGGUCGUAUCUACAAGGGUUUGGCUCAAUCUGGGACAUGGGGAUGUUUUGAUGAGUUUAAUCGCAUCGAGCUGCCGGUAUUGUCUGUAGCAGCACAACAAAUUUAUAUAUGUCUUACUGCGCGACGGGAAAAGAGAGAAUUCUUUAUUUUCAGUGAUGGCGAUACAGUGAGCUUAAAUCCUGAGUUUGCUUUUAUCAUAACAAUGAAUCCCGGUUAUGCUGGGCGGCAAGAAUUGCCAGAAAAUCUAAAGAUUCAGUUCCGUUCUGUAGCCAUGAUGGUACCAGACAGACAGAUUAUUAUCCGAGUCAAAUUGGCCAGUUGCGGAUUUAAGGAGAAUAUAUUGUUAGCUCGUAAAUUCUUCACUUUGUACAAGCUUUGCGAAGAGCAGCUCUCAAAACAAGUGCAUUAUGAUUUUGGUCUUCGAAAUAUCCUGUCUGUAUUGAGGACAAUGGGUUCUCAAAAACGCGCUAAUCCAGACAGUACUGAAGAAAAUAUUAUGAUGAGAGUAUUAAAAGAAAUGAAUGUAUCGAAACUGGUAGAUGAAGAUGAACCACUUUUUAUAUCUUUAAUUGAAGAUUUGUUCCCGGGCAUGAAACUAAGUCAAACAUCGCACAAAGAGAUGCAGCGCGCCAUAGGAAUUAUUACAGAGCGAACUGGUUUGGUUAAUCAUCCGGAAUGGAAUUUGAAAAUUAUUCAGCUGUAUGAGACAUCUCUCGUACGUCACGGACUUAUGACCAUGGGUCCAACUGGGUCGGGAAAAACCACGUGUAUUCACACUCUCAUGGCAGCUCUUACAGAAGUUGGAAAACCUCAUAAGGAAAUGCGAAUGAAUCCAAAGGCUAUAACAGCUCCUCAAAUGUUUGGUCGCUUGGAUGUAGCAACCAACGAUUGGACGGAUGGUAUAUUUUCGACUUUGUGGCGGAGGGCUUUGAAAGUAAAAAAAUCCGAUACUACAUGGAUUGUUCUAGAUGGUCCCGUGGAUGCUGUAUGGAUUGAAAAUCUAAAUUCUGUUCUCGACGAUAACAAAACUUUGACGCUAGCAAAUGGUGAUCGUAUUUCGAUGGCGCUUAAUAGUAAACUUGUAUUCGAGCCCGAUAAUGUAGACAACGCUUCUCCAGCCACAGUCAGCCGCAUGGGCAUGGUUUUCUUAUCCUCUUCUGUGCUUAAAUGGCAACCCAUUCUUGAGGGUUGGCUUAAAACGAGAACCCAGAAGGAAGCAGAUUCAUUUCGAGCAGCUUUUAAUAAAGUAUAUGAUGAUGUGCAUUCGUUUGUGCAACAAAAGUUACCAGCUAAAAUGAAGCUUCUCGAAGCCAUUUACAUCAGACAAUGUAUUGAUGUUUUAGUUGGUCUGUUGCAAAUAGAAAUUCCUGGUGGAAAAAUUCAUACCGAUCGCCACCUGGAACGUUUGUUCGUUUUUGCGAUGAUGUGGUCACUCGGUGCUGUGCUGGAGUUAGAUGCACGUUAUAAAAUGGCAGAAUUUAUGACUAAACUCUCAGUGCGAAUGGACUGGCCUGGUGCUCGGUCAAAAGAGUGGGUCAUGCCCUUCGAGUUUAUGGUCAACGAGACAGGCGCUUGGCAGCACUGGUCCGAAAUCGUGGAAGAUUAUAUAUAUCCAAACGAUAGUGUACCAGAGUACGCUUCUAUAUUGGUGCCAAAUGUGGACAACGUUUGCAUAUCAUUUCUUAUUGACACCAUAGCUAAGCAAAACAAAGCUGUGCUUCUGAUAGGAGAGCAGGGUACCGCGAAGACUGUCAUGUUAAAAAGUUAUAUGACAAAAUAUGACAAUGAAGUGAAACUGUUUAAGAUGAUUAACUUUUCUUCUGCUACCACUCCAAAUAUGUUCCAACGAAUUAUAGAAUCGUACGUUGAGAAAAGGGUCGGAAUGACGUACGGACCACCUGGUGGAAGGGCCAUGACUGUAUUUGUUGACGAUAUCAAUAUGCCAGUCGUAAACGAAUGGGGAGAUCAAGUAACAAAUGAAAUAGUCCGUCAAAUGAUGGAGUGUGGGGGAUUUUAUUCUCUAGAAAAACCUGGCGAAUUUAUAAUAAUUGCUGACAUACAAAUGUUUGGAGCCAUGAUUCACCCCGGUGGCGGCCGCAAUGAUAUUCCGCCGCGUUUGAAGCGUCAGUUUAAUAUUUUUAAUUGUACAUUACCAAGUGACGUAUCGAUGGAUAAAAUCUUUGAGACUAUUAGUGCGGGAUAUUUCUGCAAGUCACGGUUUGACAAAAAGAUUGUGGAGUUUAUGCCACGUCUCGUUCCAGUCACACGUAUCCUAUGGCAGCAGACCAAAGUAAAAAUGUUACCCACGCCGGCUAAGUUCCAUUACGUUUUUAACUUAAGAGAUUUGUCAAGAAUUUGGGAAGGAAUACUUUUUAUUAAGAAAGAAGAACUACCGACUAUAAAAGUUGCUCUGAAAUUAUGGUUUCACGAAUGCUUAAGGGUUAUAUCAGAUAGGUUUACGACAUUCGACGAUAAGGAUUGGUUUGUGGCAAAUUUCUGGAAGACCGCAGCACAAGAAUUACCGGACGUUGUUAGCGAAUUCCCAGAAAGUGAGACAUUCUUCGUUAACUUCCUUCGGGAACCUGUAGACCCUACCGGCGAUGAGGACGAGGACUUUAGUACUGACGCUCCCAAAAUAUACGAAGAACUACCUACAUGGGAUUUCGUACUUAUGAAACUUGGGCAGUUUCAAGAAACAUUUAAUGAACAGAUUCGAGGAGCCCAUUUGGAUUUAGUAUUCUUCCACGAUGCUAUGGUUCAUCUGUUUAUCAUAUCACGAAUUAUCAAUACACCACGUGGAAAUGCUUUACUAGUGGGAGUAGGUGGUUCUGGUAAACAAAGUUUGACAAAGCUAGCAACGUUCAUAGCAAAUUUUUCAUUUUACCAAAUUACACUGACAAGGUCAUACAAUGUAAAUAACUUCAUGGAUGAUAUUAAAGUGUUGUAUCGCAUGGCUGGUCUCCAAGGAGAAGGAGUCUCGUUUAUAUUCACUGACAAUGACAUAAAAGAUGAUCAAUUUCUUGAAUUUCUUAAUAACAUCCUCAGUUCAGGAGAAAUUGCUAAUUUAUUCGCUAAGGAUGAAAUGGAUGAAAUACUUAACGAAUUAACGCCGAUAAUGAAAAAGUAUGCUCCGAGAAGAAUACCAGUGCCUGAUGUGCUAUACGAAUAUUUUAUUAUGCGCUCCAGAGCAAACUUACAUGUCGUUUUGUGUUUCUCACCGGUAGGUGAGAAAUUCCGUAGCAGGGCGCUAAAAUUCCCGGGACUUAUUUCUGGAUCUACUAUGGAUUGGUUUCAAAAAUGGCCGAAAGAAGCUUUAAUUGAAGUUGCCCAUCAUUUCUUGUGGGAUUUCAAUGUUGUUUGUUCAACGGAAACUAAAAUACAGUUAAUAGAAAUUAUGGGCAUGGUACAAGACAAUGUGGCCGAUACGUGCGUUAUGUACUACGACAGGUUCCGGCGACAGACUCACGUCACUCCCAAGUCGUACCUGUCUUUCUUGGAGGGAUACAAGGUUCUGUAUAAGGAAAAGCAUAUGCACAUUGCUGAGCUAGCUAGAAGGAUGACAACUGGAUUGGAUAAACUCGUCGAAGCUGCUGCAAGCGUUGAUAUUUUGAAAAAGGAAUUGGAAGUUAAAGAACUAGAAAUCAAGGAAGCUACAGCUAAAGCGGAAGAAGUAUUAGCGGCUGUGGCUGAAUCAGCAGCUGCGGCAGAAGUGGUAAAGGCCGAGGUGUUAGCGGUGAAGGAUCGAGCUGUUAAGCUAGUGGGUGUUAUUGCAGCAGAGACGGCUGUAGCGGAAGAAAAACUAGCCGCUGCCAAACCAGCCUUGGAAGCUGCCGAGGCCGCUUUAUUAACCAUAAAUGCGGCGGAUAUAGCUACGGUGCGCAAACUGGGCAAACCGCCCUAUCUCAUUACAUUGAUUAUGGAUGCUGUCAUUAUUUUGUUUAGAAAACGUAUAGAUCCCAUUAAACCUGAUCCUGAAAAACAAUUCUUAAUGGCUUCUUGGGCUGAAUCUCUAAAGGUAAUGGCGGAUUCAAGGUUCUUAAACAACUUGAAAUUUUAUCCCAAAGAUGAAAUUAACGCUGAAAUGGUGGAUUUACUGCAACCCUACUUUAGAUUCAGUCAGUACACAUUUGAGGCAGCUAAGAUCGCUUGCGGUAAUGUAGCAGGUUUGAUAUCUUGGACUAUUGCCAUGGCACAGUUCUACUCGGUAAACAAAGAUGUACUCCCGUUGAAAGCCAACCUCGCUGUCAUGCAAGGCAAGUACCAGGCCGCCAAGAGGGAAUUGGAAGCCGCUGAGGCUUUGUUGGAGGCUAAAGAGCGAGAACUGGCCGGAGUCCAGCGUCAGUUUGAGGAGGCGAUGUCUUUUAAACAGGCCGUUCUAGAUGACGCGGCUAAAUGUCAGCAAAAAAUGGACGCGGCCACAGCUCUCAUCAAUGGGUUGAGUGGCGAAAGAGUGCGAUGGACCGAACAAUCUGCAUUGUUCAAAUCUGAAAUCGAGCGUCUUGUCGGCGACAUACUUCUACUUACCGGAUUUUUGUCUUACACUGGACCAUUCAAUCAGGAAUUCAGAUUAUACUUGAUUCAAAGUUGGCUUCACGAACUAUUGAGAAGGAAAAUUCCUGUAUCUAUGAAUUUAAGCAUAACUGAUCAAUUGACGGAUGCCGCUACUAUUGGCGAUUGGAAUUUAUGUGGGCUACCAACGGACGAUCUGUCGGUGCAAAAUGGAAUUAUCGUGACAAAAGCAGCACGCUUCCCCUUGCUUAUUGAUCCUCAAACACAAGGAAAAAUUUGGAUUAAGAACAUGGAAAAGUUUAAUGAUCUUAUCGUAACUACCCUCAAUCAUAAGUAUUUCAGAAACCAUGUAGAAGAUUGUGUAUCUCUUGGAAGACCGAUGUUGAUUGAAGACGUAGCUGAAGAAUUAGACCCUGCUUUGGAUAACAUUUUAGAGAAGAACUAUAUAAAGAUUGGUUCCUCGUUUAAGGUAAAAUUAGGAGAUAAAGAAAUUGAUGUUACUGCUGGUCAUAAAAUUUAUAUUACAACAAAGCUUCCAAAUCCUGCUUAUACUCCGGAAAUAUCAGCCCGAACGUCUAUUAUAGAUUUUACUGUAACAAUGCAAGGCCUUGAAGACCAAUUAUUAGGGCGUGUUAUUUUAACGGAGAAAGCCGAAAUGGAAGCCGAACGGACUCAGUUGAUAAUGGACGUAACGGCCAAUCGUCGUAAAAUGCAAGAACUGGAAGCGAAUCUACUGCACAAACUAACUACAAUACAGGGAUCUUUGGUUGAGGAUGUGUCGCUGAUUCAAGUGUUGAAUAUUACCAAAAGUACAGCAACUGAGGUGAAAGAAAAAUUAGAUAUAGCAAAAGAAACGGAACAAAAGAUAAAUAUUGCUCGCGAGGAGUUCAGGCCGGUCGCGACACGGGGCUCCGUGUUGUAUUUCCUAAUAUGCAAUAUGUCGCUCGUGUGUAACAUGUACCAGACCUCGCUUGCGCAAUUUUUGGAACGAUUUGACAUAUCCAUGGAGCGAUCAACGCCAAGCCCUAUAACUUUUAAGAGAAUUGCCUUUAUUAUUGAGUAUUUGACGUAUGAUGUAUGGAAAUACAUUAGUCGUGGUUUUUAUGAGAAGCACAAGUAUUUGUUUACGUUGCUGUUAACUCUUAAGAUUGACCUUCAGAGAGAAUAUGUAACUUAUGAUGAAUUCCAAACAUUUAUUAAAGGUGGUGCAGCGUUGGACUUAAAUGCCUGCCCUCCAAAACCAUUUAAAUGGGUAACUGAUAUGUCGUGGCUGAAUCUAGUUGCAUUAUCUUCAUUGCGCCAAUUUACCAACAUUCUGGAACAAGUUAAUAAUAACGAGAAAGCAUGGAAAUCUUGGUUUGAAAAGGAAGCUCCCGAAGAUGAACCUCUGCCUGAUGGAUAUCAUACCUUGGAUGUUUUUAGAAAACUAUUAAUUGUACGAGCUUGGUGUUCGGAUCGAGCGUUGGCCCAAAGUUUAAAAUAUGUAACAUUUUCAAUGGGUUCCAAAUUUUCCGAAGCCGUUAUUGUGAAUUAUGAGGCUAUGGUGUUAGAGUCACGACCUCUUGUACCACUGAUCGGAUACUUAUCUAUGGGCUCAGAUCCGACGCCGUCUAUCGAGAUUACAGCUAAACGUCUAGAGUGUCUAUGCUCUUCAAUAUCGAUGGGACAGGGACAAGAAGUGCAUGCUAGGAAACUUAUUGAUCGCGCUUUGAAAGAGGGAUUGUGGGUCCUGCUACAAAAUUGCCAUUUAGGCUUAGAAUAUAUGGUUGAGGUCAUGGAACAAUUUUCUGAAUUGGAAAAAGAACCCGAGAAAGUUCAUGAAACAUUCAGAUUAUGGAUUACAACGGAAGUACAUGAAAAAUUUCCUAUCACUCUACUUCAAAUGUCUAUAAAAUAUACUUGUGAACCCCCGUCAGGUAUAAAAGCAGGAUUAAUGAGAACUUACGAUUCUAUGAGUCAAGAUUUCCUAGACUAUAGUGACAGUCCUUUCUAUCUGCCCAUGAUAUAUACGAUAUCAUUCCUCCAUACUGUGGUGCAGGAAAGGCGUAAGUUCGGACCCCUAGGCUGGAACAUACCAUAUGAGUUUAAUUCGGCCGAUUGGUUGGCUUCUUGUAUGUUUGUACAGAACCAUUUAGAUGUAUUGGAGCCUGGGCAAUCCGUUAGUUGGACUACUGUAAGAUACAUGGUGUCGGCUGUACAAUAUGGCGGACGAGUGACGGACGAUUAUGAUAAUCGUUUGCUAAGCACAUUUUGUAGAGUAUGGUUAACAGAACAGCUGUUCUCGGACGAAUUUCAAUUUUAUAAAAAUUACGGUAUCAUGAAGUUUAAAAAUAUUCCCGAAUACAUAGAAGAAAUUGAGAAGAUGAAGACUACAGAUCCACCUCAAGCUUAUGGACUACACACAAAUGCUGACAUAACAUAUCAAAGAAAUAUGACUCAAGAGCUGCUAGAUACAAUUUUAUCAAUCCAACCAAAAGAGUCUAGUUCUGGUGGUGGCGAAACGCGCGAAGCAUCAGUGUACAGGCAAAGUAAAGAGAUGUUAGAAAAAGUGCCACCUAACUUUGACCCUCACGAAGUAAAAGAGAGGUUAAGGUUUUACGGUAUUCUAAACUCGAUGGUUAUAUUCCUGCGACAAGAGAUUGACAGGAUGCAGAAAGUAAUUUCACUAGUGAGAACAACGCUUAAAGAUUUACUUCUCGCCAUUGACGGAACAAUUAUCAUGAAUGAGGCUCUCAGAGACUCGCUCGACAGCAUUUACGACGCGAAGGUGCCAAAAAUUUGGCAAAAGGGGUCCUGGUCGUCGUCCACGCUUGGUUUCUGGUUCACCGAGUUUUUAGAGCGUAACAUACAGUUUUCCACUUGGUGCUUCCAAGCGAGACCAUUUUCAUUCUGGAUGACUGGGUUCUUUAAUCCUCAAGGGUUUUUAACGGCAAUGCGGCAAGAAGUGACUAGAGCACAUAAGGGAUGGGCCUUAGACAUGGUUGCUCUUCACAACGACGUGACAAAAUAUGUGUUAGACGAAAUAAAGGCUCCACCUAAUGAGGGAGUUUUUGUACAUGGUUUAUUCCUCGACGGUGCAGGAUGGGAUCGUAGGAAUCUGCGACUGUGUGAAGCAACACUCAAGGUGUUGUAUACGCAACUACCUGUCGUGCAUGUCUAUGCUAUCAACUAUACUGCACCUAAGGACCCUAAGCUAUAUCAGUGUCCAGUAUACAAAAAGCCUUUCCGUACAGGCUUGACGUUUAUAACGCCGCUCUGGCUACCCACCAUGAAGAACCCUGAUCACUGGAUCCUCAGGGGUGUGGCCAUUUUGUGUGAUAUCAAGUAAAAUUGUAAACAU
Molecule: messenger RNA, 14312 nt
Organism: Pararge aegeria (speckled wood butterfly)
Lineage: Eukaryota; Metazoa; Arthropoda; Insecta; Lepidoptera; Nymphalidae
Gene: kl-3
Product: dynein heavy chain 8, axonemal
Exons: 90
Coding region: 261-14300 (4679 amino acids)
Biological process (GO): microtubule-based movement
Cellular component (GO): dynein complex
Molecular function (GO): dynein light intermediate chain binding; ATP binding; minus-end-directed microtubule motor activity
Source: RefSeq, a predicted model, not a curated record